Molecule: messenger RNA, 1784 nt
Organism: Racocetra fulgida
Lineage: Eukaryota; Fungi; Glomeromycota; Glomeromycetes; Diversisporales; Gigasporaceae
Source: the annotation of a GenBank genome assembly
GAAAUUGUGGUGAAAUGGUUUGAGGUUGAUGACGAUUAUGAUCUGCUGACGGACCUGGUUACGGAAGUCAAUGAGAAAAAGUACUUGUUUGUGUCCAAGGAUUCGAUCGAUGUGAUUAUCAUGUGCCUAUUUCAUAUCAAGACGAAUUUAAUCGAAGUUAGAGAAAAGAAACGAUUGGGAAUACCCGAUCUUAGCCAAAGAACUCAAAAUUUUAUUAACAAAUCCCGAGCGUGCCAAGGUAAAAUCGAUGAUUUUAUUGAGAACAUAAAAUCCCAAAGAGCUGAGUUUAAUAGCAGUGAAUCAUCGACGGAAGAAAUAAAUGAUAAAGAUCGAAAAGAAACGAAUGAAGGUGUCAAAAAAGCUGGCCUCAUUGGUUAUAAAUUUAAUACUGUUGGCGUAAGUGAUGCUAUUAGCAUGGGUACAAUAGGAAUGAGAUAUUCCCUUCAAAGUAGAGAUCUUAUAGCAGAUUCUACAGAGACGAUGAUGGGUGGACAAUGGUAUGACGCCAACAUUUCUUUACCAGGCUGUGAUAAAAAUAUGCCUGAAUGUUUAAUUGCGAUGGGGCGUCAUAAUCGUCCCUCUUUAAUGGUUUACGGUGGUACUAUUCGUCCUGGUCGAUCUUCAUGCAGUAAAGACGUCCUAGAUAUUAUAUCGGUUUUUCAGUCUUAUGACUCCUAUAUUGCUGGAUCUAUUUCUGAAGAUAAACGUUAUGAUAUUGUGAGAAAUUCUUGUCCCGGUCCUGGUGCUUGUGGUGGAAUGUACACAGCCAAUACCAUGGCAUCCGCAAUUGAGACAUUGGGAAUGACUUUACCUUAUAGUUCUUCAAUUCCUGCAGAAUAUCCUGAAAAACAAGAAGAAUGCUUAAAUGCAGGUGAAGCGAUACGUAAUCUACUCGAACAAGAUAUCAAACCACGAGAUAUUAUGACUAGAAAAGCAUUUGAAAAUGCCAUGGUUAUUACAAUGAUUUUGGGUGGUUCAACAAAUGCUGUUUUACAUUUAAUUGCUAUUGCAAAAUCUGUUGGAAUAGAGUUGACGUUGGAAGAUUUUCAAAAAGUUAGUGAUUCUACUCCAUUUUUAGCAGAUUUAAAGCCUAGCGGGAAAUAUGUUAUGGAAGAUCUUUAUAAAAUCGGCGGUGUACCAGCUGUCCUGAAAUAUCUUUUAGAAAACAACCUAAUACAUGGGGAUACGUUAACCGUAACUGGAAAAACGUUAGCAGAAAAUCUUUCAAAUGUUCCGUCACUUUCAUUUGAAACUCAAGAUAUAAUCCAUCCAUUAUCAAAUCCAAUCAAACCAACAGGUCAUAUACAAAUAUUAUAUGGUAAUCUGGCACCAGAAGGAUCUGUGGCAAAAAUUACUGGAAAGGAAGGAUUGGUGUUUUCUGGAAUUGCCAAAGUUUUUGAUAGUGAAGUGGAUAUGUUGAAAGCUUUCGAACAAGGUGAAAUUAAGAAAGGGCAAGUUAUUAUUAUUAGGUAUGAAGGACCUAAAGGUGGUCCUGGAAUGCCUGAAAUUGCUAUAAUGGAUGCAGGACUUAGAAAAGAUGUUGCCUUAUUAACUGAUGGAAAAUUUUCUGGUCACGUAACACCCGAAGCCCAGUUGGGAGGGCCGAUUGCAUUAGUCAAAGAUGGAGAUCGAAUUACUAUAGAUGCAAAUAAAAGAUCAAUUAAUCUUGAUAUUACUGAUGAUGAAUUUUCGAAACGACGACAGCAAUGGAGUGCACCACCCUAUAGGGCUACAAAUGGUACUUUAUAUAAAUAUAUUAAAAAUGUUAAGUCUGCUAGUGAAGG